AUGUCAACCUCAUCGAAGCAGGCCCCUGAGCCUACCCUCUUCAUUGAUGGCCAAUGGUGCCACUCAUCUGACGGCCAGUCCCGCGAGGUCAUCAACCCUUACGACGGCAGCGUCCACACCUACGUCGACGAGGCGACCACAAAGGACGCAGAGCGAGCCAUCGAGUCUGCCAAGCGCUUCUUCGACACUUCCGACUGGCCUCACCUCAAGUGUGCAGACCGCGUAGCCCUCCUCAAUAAGACCGCAGACUUCCUCCAGCGAGACAAGGCUAUCCUGGCCAAGCUCGAAGUGCAUGACACUGGAAAGACGAUGCGCGAGGCAGAGGGAGAUGUCGACGAUGUCACUGCCACUUUCCGCUUCUACGCAAAGGCGGCCCUGGAAGUUGACGAGGAGAAAGUCGUCAAGAGCGAGUUCCUCCCUUCGUCUGCAAAGAACGUCAUUCGCAACGAGCCCGUGGGCGUCUGCACACUCAUUUCGCCCUGGAACUAUCCGCUCCUCCAGAUCUGCUGGAAGCUCGCACCCGCUCUCGCGACGGGUAACGUCGUCAUCAUCAAGCCCUCCGAGGUGACCCCACUGACCACCAUCCACCUCACUAAGCUCCUCGUCGAGGCCGGCUUCCCCGCCAAAGCUGUGCAGCUCCUUACGGCUGCCGGCAGCAACAUCGGCGACACAAUCUGCCAGCACGCCGACGUUGACCUUGUCAGCUUCACUGGCGGUCUGGCAACGGGCCGCCGUAUCAUCAAGUCGUGCGCAGAGGGUGUCAAGCGCUGCUGCCUCGAACUGGGUGGCAAGAAUCCCAACAUUGUCUUUGCGGACAUGCCCCUCGAUCUCGCGAUUGACAAUGUGACAACAGCCGUUUUCCUUCACUCGGGACAAGUCUGCUCCUCCGGAGCUCGCCUCAUCGUCGAGGACAGCAUCGCCGAUAAGCUCGUGGCGGGAGUGGUGGAGAAGGCCAAACAGAUCAAGAUGGGCAGCGGCUUCGACGAGAGCACCGAGACUGGCCCACUUGUGUCGGAAGCCCACCUCAAGAAGGUCGAGGCUUAUAUCGACGUCGCAAAGGCCGAGGGAGCAAAGCUGCUGUGCGGUGGGUCGCGUCCUGACCCCAAGCAGCACCCAGACUUGGCCAAGGGCUUCUUCUUCCUUCCGACCGUCUUCGACAAGUGCGAUCGCUCGAUGCGUAUCGUACAGGAGGAGACGUUCGGGCCGAUUUUGACUGUAGAGCGUUUCAAAGAUGGCGAUGAGGCGCAGGCCAUCUACUUGGCUAAUGACACCAAGUACGGCCUGGCCGGCGGUGUGCAGUCCGGCGACACGAAGAAGGCGCACAGGGUAGCUCGUCGCAUGCGCCACGGCACGAUUUGGAUCAACAACUAUGGGCCCUUCUCUCCCGCGGGAGAGUGGGGAGGUUACGGCUUGAGCGGCAACGGAAGGGAGCUUGGCCCCUCUGGACUCGACGAGUACAUCGAGAAGAAGCAUAUCUGGGAGGAGACGGAGCCUGCACUCACCAACUGGUUCGCCAAGAGCAAACUGUGA
This is a messenger RNA of Jaminaea rosea, 1530 nucleotides long. Its product is annotated as putative aldehyde dehydrogenase. NCBI's taxonomy places the organism in Eukaryota, Fungi, Basidiomycota, Exobasidiomycetes, Microstromatales. Gene Ontology annotation, molecular function: oxidoreductase activity, acting on the aldehyde or oxo group of donors, NAD or NADP as acceptor. The record is from RefSeq and is a predicted model, not a curated record. The transcript is spliced from 2 exons. Bases 1 to 1530 code for a protein of 509 amino acids.